This is a messenger RNA of Dinoponera quadriceps, 1474 nucleotides long. RefSeq names its product forkhead box protein J1-B-like. Lineage: Eukaryota; Metazoa; Arthropoda; Insecta; Hymenoptera; Formicidae. The transcript is spliced from 4 exons. The coding region runs from base 575 to 1462 and encodes 295 amino acids. Gene Ontology annotation, molecular function: DNA-binding transcription factor activity, RNA polymerase II-specific; RNA polymerase II cis-regulatory region sequence-specific DNA binding. Gene Ontology annotation, biological process: regulation of transcription by RNA polymerase II. The record is from RefSeq and is a predicted model, not a curated record.
UCCGCGAGUCUGGAAGCCACAGUGCGCGAUAACGUGUGUUAUUAUUGGUGUUAUCGUUUAAAUAUCGAUAUUGGAAUAUUUUCAAUAUAAUAUCCAGCCGAUAUCGCCGAUACUACAGGGGACGCUACACCGCAAGAACGUCGCGAGAGACAAUUUCGCGCGACGGAUAUUGACGAAUACAAUACUGGCGAGCUCCGGUCUGUGCUCUGUCGUGAUCGAUGUCGCCGCUUCUUUUUCCGCGAACGAGCGGAUGACGUAUUAUCUCGCGGACGAUGCGUUUUUCUCGGCGGAAUCGACCUAACUGCGCGUCCUCGGCCGCUGCUCUCGGCUCGCCCGGGGCAUUUUACGCGAUUGUUAGUAAGAUGAUCGCACAAAUUAUCGGUGUAAAUGAUCAACGCGCGGAAUAGGACCGUCGUGACGUCAAGAGAGACGUCCCAGCGAGCCAGUGAAUCACAAGGGUAUCGCGUGGACGAUUCCGCGAACACCGCGUAAUCGGAAUUUAACAUCAACUCGCGAGUAGAUAUCGGCGAUACCUGUGAACGCUCGUCGCGCUCGUACACCCGGGUGAUGAGAGAUGGCGAAAAUGAAGAUAGAGCUGGUGGAAGUUGAAGUAUCGACGGAAGACAGCAGCUCGCUCGUCGCACUGGGCAGCAUGGACACGGACGAUUACGACGGAGUCGAGGCGGAGUUGACGAGUCUCUCCUGGCUGCAAUCGUUGGACAUCACCAGCGCGUCCGGUCUGCCGACGCCACCUUGCUCGCCCUCGCCGCCGCCGCCGCCGGUCGCUCGCCAACCCCCGAAAAAGCUCUCACCCUUGGUCAAAGCCGAAUUAGACCUUGCGGAAAACGCUGAGAAGUAUCGAACGGAUCCCGACGCGAAACCGCCGUUCUCCUACUGCACUAUCAUAUGCCUUGCGAUGCGCAAGAACAACAACAAGGUGUCCCUUUCCAACAUUUACGCGUGGAUCCGCGAGAAUUUCCUGUUCUACAAGUACGCCGAUCCGGCCUGGCAGAACUCGAUUCGGCAUAAUCUCUCGCUGAACAAGUGUUUCGUCAAGUUGCCGCGCUCCAAGGACGAGCCGGGCAAGGGCGGCUUCUGGAAGCUGGACAUCGAGCGUAUGCAGGAAGGCAAACGAUCGAACGGACGCCGUUCCGCGAGGUCGCAGCGAGUUCGCUGCUCGAAGAACCGGCAGUCCCCGACAACAGCGGUGACGACGACAAUGACGGCGGCGACGACGACGCUCAACGCUCUCAACAACAAGCCGCCUACCAGCUGCUUGUCCGCCCUGUACGAGACUCCGCCCAGCAGCGUGUCGCCCCCGAUCCCGGACACUCUGUCUGAAGUGCCGGAGUCGACGCAGGUGAGCCUGAGCGAGGAUGAUCUCACGGGUCUGCUGAUCGCCACCGCAAACUGGGACGAGAAUCAGCUGGACCUGUUCGACUCCCUGCUGAACACCCUCUAAACGCCGGCGACG